UUCAUAUUUUACCAUGCUUUCUUGUAAUGUCACUCUGUUACCAAAUACAAGAGGAACAGUUUACAGUAUGGCAAGGCUAUCGCUUAAAUAACACUGUGAUUGUAGAACUUUCUGUGGAAGUAAAAAACCUGAUGUACUGUGCAUCAAAAUGUGUUAGAAGUCCACAUUGUAAUACAGCAAGUUAUAACAACUUAUCUAAAGCAUGUGAACUUCAUGGAACAAUUUAUUCAACUAUUUUUAUAACAAAUGACACGGACGAAAACCAAUAUUUGGCCAUUCCGAAAGAUAUACAUACGACAACGAAUUUCACUGAGACUGUACAAUUUCAAACAACUGAAGAUACAUCUAUAUCCACAGCACAAGAAACAGCAUUAGAGACUUCUACUAUUAAUUCACAACAGAAGAACUGGACAACACUAGGAGCGGAUGAUUGCUAUUGGACAAAUAGUUCGGAAUAUAGUGGUACGAUCAGUUAUACAACCGGUGGUAUCCCGUGUCAGUACUGGAACACCGAUAAUCCACAUUACAGGAACUAUUUACCUUUAGACACAACAGCACAUGACACAAACUACUGCAGAGAAACAAAUCAUUACGAAGGUUGUCCUGUGUGUUACACUUCUGAUCCAGCUGUGAACUGGGAUUAUUGUUACAUCGUGAAAUGUGAUGCUUGUGGUGUAGAUGAAAGACUCCCUGUAGUACCGACUGGCAUAACUUCCCUCUUCCACGUUGGUAAAUUCAUCGGUAUGGUGUUCACAUGUGAUACACUGACAUCAGGAACUUCAGUAGAUCAUUGUCCCGUGUCUCAGUGCGGUUCAGAUGACCAGUGGACGACUAACUUUUCUAUCUCAUGCACAGAUGAAGAUUGUUACACUGAUAGCACUACAUAUCAUGGAAAAGUCACCUGUACAGUUACUGGUAUUACAUGCGACGUCUGGACUUAUUCAUCGAAAAUACCUGCAGGUGAUCCAGAUAAGGAUACAAAUUAUUGUAGAGACCCAGACAGCACUGGAGCUCCUUGGUGUUAUACUACAGAUCCAAAUGUACGCUGGGAAUACUGUCCAGUACGAAAAUGCUGAUUAAAAAAUAUCCAAACUAAGCUUUCUGUUAAAUUAAUUUUGCU
Messenger RNA from Mytilus trossulus (common blue mussel), 1120 nucleotides. RefSeq names its product plasminogen-like. The transcript has 5 exons. The record is from RefSeq and is a predicted model, not a curated record. NCBI's taxonomy places the organism in Eukaryota, Metazoa, Mollusca, Bivalvia, Mytilida, Mytilidae. The coding region runs from base 27 to 1076 and encodes 349 amino acids. Gene Ontology annotation, molecular function: signaling receptor binding; endopeptidase activity.